This is a messenger RNA of Scophthalmus maximus (turbot), 7289 nucleotides long. RefSeq names its product SUN domain containing ossification factor (gene suco). Lineage: Eukaryota; Metazoa; Chordata; Actinopteri; Pleuronectiformes; Scophthalmidae. The record is from RefSeq and is a predicted model, not a curated record. Bases 229 to 4554 code for a protein of 1441 amino acids. Gene Ontology annotation, biological process: protein folding in endoplasmic reticulum; regulation of bone remodeling. Gene Ontology annotation, cellular component: cytoplasm; membrane. The transcript is spliced from 24 exons.
UCCCGUCAACAGCAGUAGCCUCCACGGCAGGAAGAGAGGCGGCGGGGCUCACACAAUGACAAUUAGCACACGCUUAAGUGUGGCUCUCAGCUAGGAAACAACAAAUUGCCCCGUUCAUUUGCAAUUAACAAGGGGGGCCCCGCGCUUGUUACCGGGUUUUAUCGUGAAGCCGCGAGGGAACAGAAAAAAAGCCCAGAGAGCGAGGAUGUUGGUCCCCGCGGGAAGAUAAUGAAGAGGCUGCGCGUUGUGUUGGUGAGCCUCGUUGUAGCUCUCCUGUGCUGGUACCCCAGUCAACAUGUAUUUUGUUCGGAGCAGAGCUCGUCUGGCCCAAGUCAGUCUGCCAGAGACAAAAACCCUGACGGCCACAAGCAGGAGCAGGACUCCAGGCAACACGAGGUGGUGGAAGAGUGGAAGACACAUACAUCAUAUGAUAUGGGACUAGAGACAGAGAGAGCAGCACAAGAGAAGCUGGCAACACAAAACGACAAACAUCAAGAACAGACUGUGAAUCCGCAGGAAGCUGAGGUGGAGGAGACAAAGCCAGACCCAGAGUCUGACACUCAACCUGUUGCUCCUGAGCCAGAACCCCACCCAGACCCCCAGAGCGAUUUGGACCUGCAAACUGACCCCCAGGACCAUUACCAGGAGACCCCAUUGUCCUCCACUCCAGAACCAGUUCCAGCACAGGGCCAAGUUUCCCCAGACACCACAGCCCAAGCAGAAAUCCACAGUGACGCUCCUGCUGCACAUCCCAGACUGGACUCAAACCCAGUCACAUCGGCAGAUGAAGCUGAAAACACACCUACCUCAGAGAGUGCUGGCCCGGCCCACACAGGUGCAGUGUGGGUUGCCAGUGCAGGAGAUGAUCUCCCAGUAGACAACUUUGUGUUUGCUGAGCACUCUGAUUCACAGUGCAGGGUCAUUCCCCCCGAACUGGCAACCUGUGAAAACUACCCUUUUGGCAGCCCUCUGCUCCGUGCGGAUGAGGCUGGUAUAAAAGACCAGCUAUUUGACCAGAGCCUCGGUUCUGGUUCGGAAGCAGAGGUCCAGUCCACACCAGGCCAUGUGGAUCAGGAACAGCAGCAGCGGCAGCAGCUGGAGGAUGGGCCGUCUGAUUUGGACCGAGAGGGCAACACGUCCCAACACCACCAAGAAGAGCAGGCAGGGGAUGCCAGUGUUGCCAGAGAGACCGAUCCUUCGGUGCCCAGCAAAGAAGACAUCCCCACCUUUGACGAGUGGAAGAAACAAGUCAUGGAGGUGGAGAAGGAGAAAAGUCAGUCUCUCCACACCUCAGCCAGUGGCAGUCCCCAUCCAGUGAAGAAGGUCCAGAAAAACUUCAAGAAUAACUACGCAUCUGUCGAGUGUGGUGCCAAGAUACUCUCUGCCAACAAUGAGGCCAAGAGCACUUCAGCUAUUCUCAUGGAGAAUAUGGACCUUUACAUGCUGAAUCCUUGCAGCAACAAAAUCUGGUUUGUGAUAGAGCUCUGUGAGCCUAUUCAAGUCAAGCAGCUGGACAUCGCUAACUUUGAACUCUUCUCAUCGACACCUAAAGACUUUCUGGUAUCCAUCAGUGACAGAUAUCCUACCAACAAGUGGGUAAAGCUGGGCACUUUCCAUGCCCGCGAUGAGCGGAUAGUCCAGAGCUUCCCACUGGAUGAACAGCUUUAUGCUAAAUAUGUGAAGAUGUUCAUCAAGUACAUAAAGGUUGAACUUCUCUCACACUUUGGAUCAGAACAUUUCUGUCCUCUCAGUCUCAUCAGGGUGUUUGGUACCAGCAUGGUGGAGGAGUAUGAGGAGAUAGCAGAUUCCCAGUACCCUUCAGAGAGACUUGAGUACUUGGAUGAAGACUAUGACUAUCCUCCUGGUUACCAACCGUCAGAGGACAAGGCAUCUAAAAACCUGCUUGGCUCAGCAACCAAUGCGAUUCUAAACAUGGUUAACAACAUUGCUGCUAAUGUGCUGGGCGGCAAGCCAGAGCUGGAGGUUGGAGCAGGCACGAUAAGAGGUAACACAACAACAGAGGGGGAUGAAGAGAAGGGGAACACUGAAGUUACAAUUGAAUCGGCUGAAACACCUCAUGAUUCUGCAGCACUGGAGCCUGCAGAACCGGAGGACCCUGUUACCCAGGAGGACUCUAAUGUCUCCAGGGAUUCCUCCACACCUUCUCCCUCCUCAUCCGACUCCCAUGAGGACAGACAGAUUGUCACUCUGGUAGAGGAGGAGGAGGGGGUGGAGGAGGAAGAGCCCAGACAGUCUACUGUCACCCUGAUGGAGGAGGAGGGAGAGGAUGAGGAGGAGGAGGAGAAGAGGGGGGAGGAGACGAUGAGGAGAGAGGCAGACAGAAAUCAGUGGGAAAGCCAGACCUACUGUCCUUUCUCCUCCCUCUCCUCCCUGUCUCUGUCCUGCAUGGUCACCCUGCCGGAGCUGCUCCAUCGCUGGUGCUCUGCCCGGCUUGCCAAGGAGAGACUCCGCAGCCUCAGGCGGAGGCAGCUGAGCACCCAAACACAGACGCACCCAGCUGUGAACAUCCCUGUCCUCAAACACACACCAGCACAAAUCCCUGUCCCUGCCCCCACACCUACACAAGAAGCCCUUCCCCUCACAGAAAGAGAUCCAGAGCCUGAGGUGCCCAAGGGCCAAAAUGAUGGCAGGUCUCUGGGUGAGACACAUCUCCGCACAAGCAUACCUGAUGCACACACUCCAGAGCUCAGUAUCGUCCUAGAGCCUAGUAGAACCUCCACCAUCCCCCAUCAAAGUUUCUCAGAUUUCCACAGUUCUCUGAUGCGGCCGACCCCCACGCAUGAGGAGAGCGCCCUUCCUCCCAUAAAAGACGCAGCCUUGGACCCAGCUCCCACUCCACCCUUUCAAACCAUCUCCAUCCCAGAGACACAGCAGGCCAGCGUUGCCACCCCCACCCUUACUGUCAGCUCCUCCCCACAGUCUGUGUCCCCUGAGACAGGCUCUCCUGGUGUUGUGGUUCCUCCUGUCAUGGAGCAGCCUAUUCAGACUCUUCCCACUGCAUCAAGGCCUGAAGACCAUUUCCCCCCUCCCACUGAACUGCCAACAGCGGCCCCACUGACUGACAUUCACACAGAUCCAAUAAGUUCAGGUGCGGACGGCGGGGACACGCAGAGACGCAACGUCCAGGCAUCUCAGACUCACAGGGAGCAGGGCGACUCUGUCUCUCAGACCGGAGAGCACCGCGUGGAAGACUCGGUGGACGAGGACCUGUUGAGCACCAAUGGGAAUGGCAAUGUCCAUCGGACCGCUACAGACUUCUACGCAGAGCUGCAGAACGGGGGAGAUUAUAAUGGUGGGACCGUGAAUGGACACGGCGUUUUAAUGAAUGGUGGAGCGGUGCACGGCUCCAGCCAGAAGGAGAGCGUGUUCAUGAGGCUGAACAACAGGAUCAAAGCUCUGGAGAUGAACAUGAGUCUGUCCAGCAGAUACCUGGAGGAGCUCAGCCAGAGGUACCGUAAACAGAUGGAAGAGAUGCAGAGAGCGUUCAAUAAAACCAUCAUCAAACUGCAGAACACCUCCCGCAUUGCUGAAGAGCAGGACCAGAGGCAGACCGAUUCCAUCCAGCUCCUGCAGAACCAGCUGGAGAAUGUCACCAAACUGAUGUUGAAUCUCACCAAUGCAGUCAGCCAGUUGCAGAGAGAGGUAUCGGAUCGUCAGAGCUACCUGGUCGUCUCUCUUGUUCUCUGUCUGUCUCUGGGCCUCCUGCUGUGUCUGCAGUGCUGCCGCAGCUCCUCCCCCAGCCCCAACACCGCCACUGCUGCUGCUGCAGCUGCUGCUGCUGUGCUUCCCAAGAGCAACCACUACCCCAGCCCGAAAAGAUGCUUUUCCUCAUAUGACGACAUGAGCCUUAAGCGCAGGGUCACCUGUCCGCUGGUUCGUUCCAAGUCCUUCCAUCUGUCCUCUACAGAAGUAGGUCCAGAUGACUUGUACAUUGUAGAACCUCUAAGGUUUUCUCCAGAGAAAAAGAAAAAGCGCUGCAAGGCAAAGUCACUGGACAAGGUUGAGACUCUGAAGGCUUCAAAUCCCUCUAUUUCGCUCUCAGACGAGGGUCUGGUGUUUAACGGCUUCCACCCAUGUCUCCCUGCGCCAACCCCUGCCCUGCCCCCUCCUCCUCCUCCCCCUCCUCCUCCUCCUCCUCCUCCGCCUCCCCCCUCACCCAUGCCUCUCCCUCCCUCCUCGAAGGAGGUGUCAUCGUCGCUCCCUUGCACCUUGAAGGAGUUCCCCUCAGAGACGAGUAGCUGCAGCUCGUCCACCCACUCGGAGGAGUCCUACACGAACCGCUUCCCCCCUCCGUCUCCCAAAUUCCCCUCCACCGGCCUGUGCAACGGCCACGGCCUCCCGCAGCCUCCCGCCAAGUCCCGCCAGGAGAAGCGCUCCGUGAAGCGACGGAAGUCGCGGCAGACGGAGCUGCAGUUCCCGCAUAUGCCAGCAGGGGGCGUCGCCUCUCUGCCCAGCCUGCAGCAGCUUAUGAAGGGAAACAAGGAGAUCAGCGUCGGGACCAUAGGCGUGACAGCUGUCACCGGACAUGUGUGAAACACUCACACUUCGUUUUUACACAAUUUUCUAUUCACCACACACACACACACACACACACACACACACACACACACACACACACACACACACACACACACACACACACACACACUAUAUGGUAGCAUCCCAAAGAACCACGUUUCUCAUGAGCACCCAGGCGCACCGUGGAACUGACAUGGCUAUGGCAGCAGUAGCUCGACAUCAUCCAGUCCAUAUCCACUCCUGUCAAAGACCUGUUUACGGUUACGUGCCUUUAUAUCUGUUCCAGACCUUUUCAAUGCUUAAAAAAAGCAGAACUGUUUGUGUGCGCAGAGAGACACUAAGCUGGGAGAGAACCAUUCAUACAGAUGAAAUCCAUCGAGAUUUGUGUUCAAGAUGUUCUGUUGUUGUUUGUUUCUAAUGGAUACAGUAAGCACAUUGGCCUCAACUCCAUGUUCCUUCACCUACAAGCAGCACAAAACCUAUCAGGCUGCUCUUCUGGGAUGAAACGUGUCAUUGUGAGAGAACAGUUGAACAUAACAAACUUCUCCUAUCCUUAUUUCCUUCUAUCUUCCAUUGCCAUCUCUUUUUUUUUUUUAAUCUUAUCCAUUCUGUCUUGGCUUUGCAUCCUAACAUGUCGGCGGGUGUUGUAGGGGACCAGUGUUUUCAACUUUCAUCUACACCAGACUCGCUACGACUGUCUCUGUCAGUCUGAUCCAAACCAACCCUCAGAGCUGAAUGAAGAAAAUAACUCCCUUUUCAUGUAAAUGUCCCACUAAAUGUGACAAAUACAAAAGCAGCAGCCUGUGGGUCUAACAACCAUCGCAGUGACCGUGUGUCCCCCUCGAUAAGUGUGGGCUGGGCCCGAAGCGCUUGGAUCACACCAAAUUAAGAGAAGUUGUGUUUUUUUGUCAGUGGAUAUCUCAUCAUAUGAGGGUCCAGACAGACCAGAGCCAAGUUGAACAUUAUUAUUUUUUUUGCAUAUUUUUUUUAUUUUUUAUCCAUUACUGAGCCAUGAUCCUCUUGUUACAGAUGUGCUUUGUUUUUAUUGUUCUCACUAGUAUGUACAGUUUUUCCCCUUCCUACAGUGUACUGUAGAAGGACACUGGUUAGCAGAGCUGAAUGUUUACACUAAUGACUCACUCACUCACUCACUCACUCACUCACUCACUCACUCACACACACACACACACACACACACACACACACACACUCACUCUCUACUGGGACCCUGCAGUCGAGUCUGACAGUCCAGUUUUAUUUAUCUAUUUAUUUAUUUAAACGACUACAGAUUUUUCUAACACAGGCACUGACUUGCCAGUCUCCCGAUGCUGCAGUGUCACAGUAGUUCACCCAUGUGAGUAUAUUACAAUGAAAUAUUACAGUGAAAAUACUCGUUGGUACUGACACAUGGUGAUUGGCUCAACCACUUUUUUUUUACCCUGUACAUUUUUACGUUGGGCUCUCACAUUAUAGCAGCCCCUACCUCUGUUUGCCCGAUAUGUCGGACAUGUACAACGCGUCCUGCAGCGCCCGAUGUGCCCAUCGAGAUAACGGAGUAUUGAUUUUAGAAGACGACGUGUUUAGUCGAACCGAGCUGCUGUUUUUGUGUUUGCUCCGAGCUGCUGGGCAGUAGGAAGUGGCAGGAAGGGCUAAACUGAGUGUUUGUCUUCUGUGACUUACCUACAAUAACAUUGAGUUUAAUAUUCAAACACAUUGCACAGUGAUCAGAUGUGGGAAAAGAGAUUCACUUUUAGUUUGUUUUUAAAUAAUACAAUUUAAAGUAGCUUUUUCUAUACAUUUGUACAGUUUCUGACUGGCUCUAGGUUGGACUUUUUGGACAUUGUGACAGCAACGAGAACUCUCUUCUACGUUUAGUCUCCUAAUUGAUGAGGCUCAUCCUGACCAGCUCCCACAGCGCUCCUUCCUCUUUACAUUUCCUCAUCCACCAGGGUCACCUCACGAUCCUUUGAACGACAUUUUCUUUGACUGUGAAGACAAUAUUUUUUUUUUUAAAUGCCUGCUUUUAUUAACCACACUUAACAUGUUCACAUUAGGAGCUUGAAACGCUUUGUCCGUCUGCAGGCCUGCUUUACUCAUUUGCUCAUCUUUCUUUUGCAACCCACUUCUCAUUGUGCACCUGCCCUAUCUUUUAUUCACUUGUCACUGCUCUCCAACGUCAUGCGCUCGCCCCACUGUGAAUGAUAAAUGUGGUCCGUGAAGAGAAGAACAUUGUUGUUUAAUAAAGGGAACAAAGGAGAGAUUGGGUGUGAUUUGGAAGACUUAUUAAUUUGAUUCUAUAUGUUACACGAGCAGAGUCAAACAUGAGGUGUGUUGUUUGUUGUUUUUUUACCCUUUUUGAAUGUGUGUAUGAUCUUUGUGUGUAAACGUGUAUACACGAGAGACAUUUUUUAGGUGUUGAUCUCAUGUAUGUAUGUUUGUGUUAUGAGAGACUACUUUUUAAUGAAUCUACAUAUACCCAUUACACUGCGAAUGGAGUGAAAGCCCUCGGUGAGAAAUUAAAUUCUAGGAGCUCGGUGUGCACUUUGUAUGACUCCUCAUGCCUUUUCUUUGUUUUUUCUACCUAAUAUGUAAAGUGCUAUCUUUUAUUUCUCUCUCUCUCUCUCCCUUUCUCUCUCUUUGUGAUUACUUUGAAGAGCUGCACAGUAUUUUUGAGCAGGAGUGAGAUACUGCAAAAAAUGUAGUGCCAUUAGAAACUGUGAAUUUCUAAAUAAAACUUUUGUCGUCUUUCA